Daphnia magna is the source of this 1176-nucleotide messenger RNA. RefSeq lists its product as uncharacterized. The transcript has a single exon. Gene Ontology annotation, molecular function: zinc ion binding; nucleic acid binding. NCBI's taxonomy places the organism in Eukaryota, Metazoa, Arthropoda, Branchiopoda, Diplostraca, Daphniidae. The record is from RefSeq and is a predicted model, not a curated record. Bases 1 to 1176 code for a protein of 391 amino acids.
AUGUCAAGCUGUGGCUGUAAAGUAACCUCCUGUAAAGGGUGCGUAUGCACACAAAACCAGAGACAGUGCAACGAACGUUGUAAGUGUAAUCCAAAUCGGUGCGAAAAUCGACCAGUAAUAAGCCAUAAUAAUCAAAAUACCGCAAUGGAUCAAGACGCGUUAACAGCGGCAUUGGCCCAUUUAAUGGCUAAUCAACAACUGCAGCAACAUCAAUUCCAAAUGCAACAACAACAGAUGCAACAACAACAAGACGUACUGACGGCCCUAGCAAAUAGGCUUCUUGCUGCGCCAGCCGCCGCCGUGCCCGUUGUUGCCGCCCCAGCCCCGGCCGCGAUCAUCCGGACCACGCUAGACUCCGACAUUAGAUACGCAGGAUCGGAUAAUGAAUCGCUGCAAGGAUGGUUACAGCUGAUUAAUCGUAAAGCAUUAGCAGAAGGUUGGCAAGACGCAGAUAAAAGGAGAGCAGCCAUAAGCUCUUUAUUCGGCAAGGCUCUCACCUGGCACGAGGAGAUUGGUAUAAAUCUACCUCAGUGGGACGAUUGGAUAGGGAGCUUGCGCGGAACCUUCGAAAUCCAAUUAACCGAAAGCCAGUGGCAGAAACUGGUAGAAGAGAGAAAACAGCUGCCGAACGAAACCGGUUCCGCAUAUGUUCUUGACAAAGUCAAACUAUGCCGACGAAGGGCCAUUCCUAUUAACGAUGCGGAAAUGACCCCUUAUCUCAUUCGCGGAUUAUAUCGUCCAGAAAUACGCUCGGUCCUGAUGGGAAAUCCGCCUGCAACAGUCAACGACUUUCUUGUCGAAUUACGCCGGCUAGAGGCGAUCACCGUAUCCCCGACGGAUGCAGCAGGAACCAUAACUGGAACUACUUCUCUUCCUCCUCCAAACACCAACGAUAAUCGCUCGCUAACGCAGGUGAUAGAAGCCCUGGCCAAUCAGGUAGCCUUUCUAACCCGAACCACCAAUCAAACCACUUCACCAGGGCCAGUGAAACCAGCACCAAAACAAGUGACGUUCGAACGUCGAUCACUGGGAUCAAAAAACGAGAUUCAAUGCUACAAUUGUAAUGCAUUUGGCCAUUUUGCACGAGAUUGUCCGCUACCAAACGCUCGUUUCCCUAAGCUAGCUGCAAAUUCGGAAAACGGGCAAGCCGCCCCGUCGAGGCAGGAGCGGCAAUAA